GAGAUGGAAAAACACACACCCCUUUAAUGAAUUUUAAAAUCUUCCCGGUGAGACUUCCUGGUAAAUAUAAGUGGUUAUUCUAGUUGUUCAACAACUUGUGGAGUAGUAGUAGGAACUCGGUCCGCAAAAGGGGGAAAGCUACAGUGCAGUUAUAAGAAACAAAGGACGAAACUGUCAAUUUACUGUUACAGAUUUUACUUAAAGAAAAUAAAAUUACCUUUUUAUGGAACUUAAGGUAACGUAUUCCUAACUUUCGCUUUAAUGUACCGAAGAAGUUGAAGAAAGGAGCGUCCUUUGGGGAGCGCAUAAACUGGAGGAGGCCGGGUAAUCUCAGUCGGAAAGGACGGGAAGGUCCCUCAAGUCCGAUUCCUGUUUAUUUGCGUUAAGACAGAAGGGGAACGAUCCACGUCGUUCUGUGCUGUGCACACCCUGUCUGAGCCGUACGUAGCUGCAGGUCGGGUGACGCUACGAAUCCCCGCUGCCGUGCGGAGCCAUAUUGUUGGGGCACUCGGGAGUGCGGGUGAGCUCGUGUCCGUGAGGGGAAAGCUCGAGACAGCCGGCGUGAGGGAGGAGGGCUAGCCGCCACCGAGCUGCGCGAGCACCGGCGAAAGUUAGCCACACGGACGCUAUCGGCCACCGGCGAAGGUGACAGAAGGAUGGUUGACCGCCUAGCUAACAGUGAGGCCAACUCUAAGCGCAUUGCGGUGGUGGAGGGGUGCUUUGGGGCGGCAGGUCAGCCGUUGGCCAUCCCAGGACGGGUCCUCAUCGGAGAGGGUGUGUUAACCAAACUGUGCCGUAAGAAGCCCAAGGCCCGUCAGUUCUUCCUCUUCAACGACAUCCUUGUUUAUGGCAAUAUAGUCAUUCAGAAGAAGAAGUACAACAAGCAACAUAUUAUCCCACUGGAGAGCGUCACCAUAGACACGGUGGAGGACGAAGGGGACCUGCGCAACGGCUGGCUCAUCAAGACGCCCACCAAGUCCUUUGCGGUCUACGCUGCCACUGCCACAGAGAAGUCGGAGUGGAUGAACCACAUCAACAAGUGCGUGUCAGACCUUUUAGAGAAGAGCGGGAAGUUGCCCAGCAGUGAGCAUGCUGCAGUCUGGGUCCCUGACUCUGAGGCAUCUGUCUGCAUGCGCUGCCAGAAGAUUAAGUUCACGCCGGUGAGCCGGAGGCACCACUGCAGAAAGUGCGGCUUCGUGGUGUGCGGCCAGUGCUCGGAGAAGAAGUUUCUGCUGCCCAGCCAGUCGUCGAAGCCAGUGCGCGUGUGCGAGUUCUGCUAUGACCAGCUUUCUGUGGGACAGCCGGGGGUUCCCGGUGGCCUCUCUGCCCGCUCAGACUCCUACAGCCUCAGCUCAAACAAAUUCUGUGGCAACAAUAUGUCUGACGAUGAGGAUGAAGACGACAGCAGUGAUUGAGGACUUCCUGCACUUUCCUCACCUUCUGGGACAGUAAAAUAAGAUCUUUCUUUUUUUUUAUUUUUUUAUUUCUCUUUCCCCAAUGGGCUUGAAAUUAGCAAAGCAUGCAGGUGCACUAGUAAGGUGUGUGUGUGCGUUUGCCUUUUCUCUUCAUUUGAUCUUUUGAAUCCUGAGAUCCAUAAAUACCCUUAGUCCCCCAGGCCUUAUGAGGAUGGUGAUAACCUGCAGGUGAGUGAGUAGCUGUGAGUAGUAGUGUAACCCACCCUUCCAACCCAAAUCUCACUGCCUCCGAUUCUGCCUGAGUUUAGUGUUUCUCUUGUCACUCUUCAGUUUGAGGAACUUAAGGCUGGGUUUUAAAACCCAGCCCUUCAGCAUGUGCUCUGUUCUCUUUUGCUAAUUUCCAGUUCUGGUGUCAGCUGCUUUUGUAAUGAAUUUAUAUCUUCUGAACUCCUUUUCCUAGCCAUAUAUUUUUCUACCAAUGAACCUUAAAGCAUGUGUCUGCCUCAGUGCUGGUGUUUCUACAGGGAUAUGAACAUUGGUACCCUCUUGACAAAAGGCAUUUCUGUUGUAAAGCUUUCAGGCAAAGUGUAAAUUUUUAUUCACAAUUUUUUUCUACCCUUUAUACACAGCUUUUUACAAUCUUAUGUUUGGUAUAUAAUGAUCCACUCUGUAAUUAACAAAUCAAAUGAAUAUGCAAGUCAUGGAUGGUAAAUCUAAUUUUCUUGAAAUGUGACUGCAUGUUGUAUGCAUAUCUGAUCUGUAUUGCUCAUGACAAAUCAGGCAGAGGCUUCUCAAAACUUGCAAAAUUCUGAAGCGCUGUUGGAAAAAGCAGUUGCUCACAUAAGUCUUUUCAUAAGUCUUAAUCACCGCUGUGCCUUAGGAUUAACAUAUAAAUUCAGCCUGUCAAGAAAACGCUAUGUAGUUUCAGUGAAAGGACAAAGUAAGGUUGUACUGUACUUCAGAGACGUAAAUGAAUAAGCAGAUGAACCACAUUACAAAUUGAACUGACAUUGUAAUGUAUAGCAUUUUAGGGAGUGUGUGUGUGAGAGAGAGAGAGCCAUUAAAAUGGUGCAUCUAAUUUUUUUAUGUGAAAUAUAUAAAAAAAUAGCUCUUAGUUUCCUACUUGCAUGCAGUUUCACAAUCUCAAAUACUCUAUUCAAUCAAAAUCAAUAUAUUGUAUGGGAGUUCUACAGAAGGCUCUUGACACUGGUCUUCAUGUCCAUUGAAAGUGAAAGAACUCUUGUGAAAUUCUGAUUGAGUGGCAACAGGGGGGUUGGAUGGCUCAAAGUACAGUUAGUGCUAAAGUGGAGCCACCUGAUGUUGAAAUAAGCUGAUGAAGCCUAGAUAGAUCUCUGGGUGCUGAGAGGAGGGAAAGCCAUGAGCAGCACUCACCAGACGGCCACAGACAUAAUAGGCCUGCUGUGUGAGCUUGUGGUCUGUGACCUUGACCUGGCAUGUUUGGUGCCGCUAAAUGCUGAGGUACUCAUGGAAGGUUCCUGUUUUUGGGAGUAAUGCUGAGUAUCGUAACAGGAAGUGUGCUGUGGCAUGAAAUGAAAGAGGGAAGCAGGCUCAGUCUACCUUACUCCACAGCCGCCAGUUCUGUCUGAAAUGCACCAAUCUCCUGGUUUGAUCUUGACGAGUGUCUGCCACAGUAUUGCUUUGGAGCACUUGAGUGUUUCUUUUAGCCUGCCCGAUAGAUUACAGGCAUUAUAUUUUGUGAUUUUGACUAAAACAGUCCCCAUAAGCACAGGUGUUAUCUUCUUAAAUUGUUUGCUUGAAGGGCAGACAUGACUCAUUUUAAAAAGGGACUUCUGUGUUCUUCCCAUUGAGUGCUGUGCUGUGCUGUACUGUAGCAUAAAGACAUCUAAUGUUCAGCAAUACUUUUCCCUCAAAUGAGCACUUAACUAUUUCCCCUCCUCCCAACCACAUUUCAUUUGAUGUGUUGUGAUUACUCUUUGUAGAGGAUAAACAACAAUGCAUUCUGUAAUAGCAAAGAGGAUUAAAAUGCUCUCUCAAGUUUCCCACCCUUAUUCAGUACUUAUGAGGGUUCAGCUUUCUGGGCCAAAAAAAAAAAAAACUGACUGUUUUUUGUCAGGGUCUCUGUUGUGCCUCAGUUCAUGUCCCAUACUGUACACUCUGAUCCCGUAACAGUGUUUUCCAAUCCGGUCCUCGGGGACCUGCAGACAGUCCGUGUUCUGCAGACAGUCCGUGUUCUGCAGACAGUCCGUGUUCUGCAGACAGUCCGUGUUCUGCAGACAGCCCGUGUUCUGCAGACAGCCCGUGUUCUGCAGACAGCCCGUGUUCUGCAGACAGCCCGUGUUCUGCAGACAGCCCGUGUUCUGCAGACAGUCUGUGUGCUUCCUCCCAGCUCCCAAAAACGUGGGUCCUCAAGGACUGGCUUGGGAAAUGCUGCCCUAACUAUUACCCACGUGCCUGGGGGAUCAGCAAGCAGCCCUCCACAUAGCUGCACCCCGUCUUUCAGCUAAGUGUCUGGGGUAGAUUUUAGAGAAUCUCAGUCUAGUUUACAGUUAAUUAGAAAUUUGUUGGUGCCCCUAUUUGAGAUUUUCCAACCAAUUGUUUCUUAAUUGUCUGUUUUUCUUUUUCCUGUCUAUCGUCUGUCUUUACUGCUUGUUUAAAAGCUAAAAUGUUUCAAAAGGGCUUAAACCUGAAUGUAACCUAGCAUAAUUCUUAGUUGCUAAUUUUCUGAGGAAAUAUAUUUGUGUUGCUCCAGUUUUUGUCUUUGUGUUUUGUCCUGGCUGGGUGAAGCUGAGGAAUGAGAUUUGUGUUCACAGUGAACAGCAGCUGAGCCAGUAAAUACUGGAAUGGCUGACCCUGGGCCAAGGUGCAUAACCGUCUUUAUUAAAUAAAUGACAUCCUGAUGACACUAUGGGUCUUUUAACAAUACAGAGAACACUUGUCAUGUCUGUGGAAGAGAAAUACUUCUACAAAUGCAGUGUAUGUGUAAACAAUGCAAGGGCACACCUUUCUACACAUCCCACAGCUGGGUCAAAGAUUGUGAUCCUUUUUCAGGAUUGGCCUGUCAGUGAUUCACCAGCGAUACAGCAAUAAAGUGGCUGGGUUUUGCAUUC
Messenger RNA from Paramormyrops kingsleyae, 4504 nucleotides. It is a transcript of the gene plekhf2, whose product is annotated as pleckstrin homology domain containing, family F (with FYVE domain) member 2. Gene Ontology annotation, biological process: endosome organization; endosome to lysosome transport. Gene Ontology annotation, molecular function: metal ion binding; phosphatidylinositol binding. Gene Ontology annotation, cellular component: early endosome. Lineage: Eukaryota; Metazoa; Chordata; Actinopteri; Osteoglossiformes; Mormyridae. The record is from RefSeq and is a predicted model, not a curated record.